CAUGGUCCCAAUAUUACGAUCAGCAAAUCUCGCAAAAGGCAGGAGAUAAUAUUCUUAAGAGAUGACUUUGCACAUAAAAGAAAUAGGGAAGGUGAGACAGUUGCAAACAUAGAGAAACAUGGAAAAAGUUUAUCUGCAGAAGGAAAGGUUUUUCAUGGGGAACCCAACCCAAGUAACCCUGAGGACAUGUCGGAAUAUCGAGAAUCUGAACUCAAGGAGCAAACUGUGAGCAAAGCCAAAGGACCACCUGAAAUACAAGAAAAUGAGAAAAAGAGUGAUGCCUACGAAGUUGUAUCCGAUACUGGUGACGACGAUCAUGCAAUGCAUGCACCUUUUUCACGUGAAGACGGAAUUGUUAGGAUAGCAAAAGUGAGUCGUCAUAGAGGGCGCCAUACUUUUAGAAUACAUGCGAAUGAUGGUUUGGGUAGAAUACAUAGCCACCACAGAUCAGGACUGCACGUUGUUUCACUUGAUGGGGACGAUACAAGUGAAAACGAAUUGAACGACAAGGACACGCAACUCUACGGUUCCAUUGGAUCGCCGCUUUCAAGCUCUAGCCCUAGGACACCGAGAUUGCAUUUCCGACCUCUAAGACACGGUUCUUAUUAUAGGAACGCAGUAAAUGAUUAUCCACCAAAUGUGAUAUCGAUCUCUCAAGAUGCUUUAAAUGGCGGUCUAUCUAGAGCAGAUGAAGGACAAAUGAGGGAUGAAAUGUUUCCAAUUUUUAGAAGGCGUGAUCCUCUCUCGCUCGCUCAGUCAUCCCAAUUAACACAGCCAGAAGAACUCAUGCAACCUUUUCGUCCCUUAAACCCUAAAUCGGUUUCGGUUGGUGGACGACCAGAUACGUUUCUCUUUCCACUGUUUAAUGGUCGAUCAGAUUACGAGCCUGCCCUUGUUCCAAUGACAGCUCAAAAUUCCUUUCCUGUGUCCAGUCCUAUAGAGUAUUUCUCACCUCAGCCCACAGUACCCUUGACAAACCAACUGUUACUACAGCCAGCAGUGCAAGUUCCUGCACUUCAAACACAACCCGUUAACCCGACGUAUGUCAUGCCUUCGCAAAUGGAAGGACAGUUCCUUUUAGGUAACCAGCAGCCCGAUGCCCGAUCUUUGUACCAGCUUCAAUCACAGCAACAGCUAGAAGUUCCUCAAGUCCCCAUUUCACCGAUGACAGAGAAACAGCCAAUAAUAGUUCCAGCUCAAAUGCAGAUGUCACCAGAACUUACGACUGGAGGCCAACGAGAAAUGGAACCUGCGAGUAACUGGGUAGAUGAAGAUGGACGUCAGAGAAGUGAGGUAUUAGAUCGUCAAAGAAACAGACAGAACGAAGAAAGGCUUCAAGAUGAACGAGGUGAAGAGGAGGAAGAUGAGGAUGAUGAUGAGGGAAGACAUGAAGGCAGCAGAUAUUAUGAUAGAGAUGAUGAUUCACAAAGGGAUGACGACUCCCAGGAAGAUGAUGAACCACCACCCUAUUCAUUUGAACGAGGAUAUUCUCGAGGUGAUGAAGAACCUUCGGAUGAGGAGAACGAGGACGCAGAAGAACCAGAUCAAGAACGCUCUGAUGAUGACGUAAAUCGUUCUCAUGACAGAAAUGAUCCAGCGACAGAGGGCGAAGAAAGCCCAGAUUCCAGAUCAACAAACGACAAUGGCAACGAUGAUCAAGAUGCGUCCCCAAGCCAGGAUAAUUUUGAUCCACAGCGCUUCCCUCAGCAGUUCCAAGCCUCAAAGCCUCAACUAAUGCAAAGGUUUAAUGCAGCAAACCGUCCGUUUUAUUAUCCUAACGUCCCAGGUUUACCAAAUCAAAUAGAUGCUCAAACGUUCGCGAGAUACCAAUUGACCUCGCCUUUUUCAGCCCUGAAAGAACAUAUUUUGCCUCAGCCCCAACAGCCAACUUCUCAUCCAAAAAUAGUUGGAAAUCCAAAUUUUCAAAUAUCAGAAAUGACCUCCUCGGAAGCUGAAUUUUUGGAAAAUAAGGCUACAUUGGAACCCAACUUUACACCUCCUAUUGCGUCAAAAGAUACAAUUCCUCGUAAAUCUCAAAAGUUUCGCUUUGGGUUGGGAAACGUUCUUAUACGCUUAAAUGGAAAGCCAUUAGAAGAUUCAUCUCAGUUAAGAAGCAAGAUAAUAAAUGGACAAAUUAUUCAGGGAAAAGGAAAGCUUAUCAAAUCCAAGGGCCCAGUACGCGUAAAGCUCUCGCACACUAAAGAUGCAAAGCAUCUUAAAAUAAUUGAUAUCAUAGCACCUAAGCAGUUUCAUGUAUAUGAUACUAAAAGUAAAAUAGGAAGGCCAGCAAACGCCUCAUUUGUAGGGAUCAAAACGAGCACAAAAAAGAAGGGUCCAUCCUUUGCUAACAGACUGCAAAAUGCGAGUAAUAACGUGACAUAACCAAUUAAGCAGUGUGAUCUUCACAGCGAUUUAUAUAUUUACGUAAUUAAAAAGUAUUAGGUCGAGAAAGACUCUCUCUAAUAUAACAUCGCAAAUGUUAUUUCCAGCGAACAAUGUUUGCAAGUGAAGUUUGAUUGUUUUUUAAAGAAAAAGGUUGGUUGCAUUUUCCAGAGAAAAAAGUUCCACAACGUAACUAAAGACAGGGCCCCUGCAGUUUCGAAAAUUCCUCGCCAUUUUUCGAGAAAGUAAUUUACUAACCAAAGCAAAUUGUGGCCCAAGAAAUAUUCAAGCUCACGCCAUCACAGCAUUAUCAUUAAACACUAGCAAUAGUUCUCACUACAUCUGCCCCCGCCUUAGACACGACGUUUAUUUUGAAACAUGUCUUCUACGUUCAAUGUGUAAUCUCUUUAUUUCUAUGCUCUUAGUUUAUGACAUUUUAAAACUUCGCGAAAAACGUUAUUUAAUAGAGAUUAGGGUUAAACACUGACAAUAUAGAAUAGGGCUAAGCACUGACUCAAAUGGUUAUGGUUAGGGUUAGGUUUGUCACCAUAAAUAUGCAAAACGAUGACAUAUCUUGCAGUCGAAUCCCCUAUGGUGUGGUGGUAUAGGCGAUGGAUUGCAGUUUUUAGGACCGCGGGUUCGAAUCCCGCUAGUGCCUCGUUCAAUCUGUUUUUUUUUCUAAAACUAAUUGAAGGGACUAAGACUUAGAAAAAUAUUAGAAGAGUAGAAAUGUGAAGAGACUUAGGGCCUGUUUACAUAGAGGUGCGGUACCCCAGGUAGGUGAGGUAACCCGCAUUGGUGGGGUAACCCGCCUUUGCAUAUGACCUCUUAUUUUAAAUUGAUCAAGUUUACAUGAUAGGUAGGGUGACCCGUCACAUGUUUCCUCACCUAUCUGUGAUCCCCACCUCCAUGUAAACAGGCCCUUAGAAAUUUCAUGUAAGUGUAGCUAAGGGGGGAAGGUGGUUCUGAAGAAUGGAAGCUAAUGCUGACCGGUUAACGACGUGUUUCCAGAAUUUCCCAUUACCACCUUGCGCGCUUGGUGAACCAGAAUUACCCUUUGCCUUGUACACAUGCAUCCUCGGAGACCCAGGGGUAGAUAGUGGGGGCGAGGGAAAAUCUAAACGGGCGGAAAAAUAUGGCACGAAGAAAAGUAAAGAACGGCGAGAAGAGCCCCUGAGGACAAUGUCUUACUAGACCAGUUCCAAACGGUCGCCGCCGUUCUGACUUCUGAUUGGGCAGAAAAACACAAAAGUUUUCUGGCACUAAUCAGAAGUCAGAACGGCGGCGACCGUUUGGAACUGGUCUGGUAAGACAUUGUCCACAGGGGCUCUUCUCGCCGUUCUUUACUUUUCUUCGCGCCAUAUUUUUCCGUCCGUUUAGACUUUCUCUCGCCCCCACUAUCUGCCCCUGGGUCUCCGAGGAUGGUACGCAUACUGAAAAUUAAUCGGAACCACCUUACGCGCCUGGAUUCUUCAAAUCGAGAAGAUUUCGCAUAUUACCAAUACAAGGAAAAAACGAUGCUUCUCUACGCGGGGUAAUUUAGGGUGCCGGAGGUACGAACCCUGCGGGGGCAAUCAUUUUUAGGGAAGAAAAAACACUAAGUGGCAAUAAAUGAAAUCGUUCGAAAGCUCAGUUUGGUUUGCUAAAAAAGUUUUUUUUCUGGGACACACAAGUAAAACAAUGUGCCAAUGUCCUAUUUUAAAAAAAGUUCCAUGGUUAACUCAGUUUGGUAUGGUAUGACUCUAGGCCUUGUUUUCACUUAAGGAGCAAGAAUAAGACAAGAACAAGGGCAAGUAUAAGAGUCUUAAUUCACGUAAAAAAAAUAACUCAUAAUAAAUCACGUAGCACAAGAAAAAGGAAAAUUUUUAUCUUUCGCCUUUCCUUCCCUCGUGUUUAUGUCCAGAGUUUAAAGGUUAAAAAAAAGGUUUAAAGGCUUGUUUAUCGUGGAAAGUGCACUAAGCUUAUCCAGCUAGUUUUCCGACACUCCACUCAAAUACUUAGAAACAAAUAAUUCACAUACAAUAUAACAGGAUUGAAAACUCCAACUGGCAGGAGGCAACCAGUUGGCCAUUUACAAGCGUCGCCAAGGAUUUUAACACGGGAUGACCGAGAACAAAUAAAACAAGUCGCCAGAGCGGAUUUCGAACCCGGGACAGCCGGGUUGCGAGUCCGACGCGCUGACCACUCGGUCAUGCUGGGUAAUGACAGUAGGACUAUUAUGCCUGAGCGUUUUCUUGAUCUUACUUAAGGUAGCAAUAGUUCGAUAUUCUCGAUCACGCUAGGACUCAAGUUGGGGAGAAAUAUCGUUUGCCCAGGGAAAAUCGAAGACAACGGCUGUGCAAAAUUUGGGGGCGGUGGUAACAAGGUUCAUUAUGGUCUAUGUGAAAAUGGUGAGUAUAGAUAAAGUCAAUUAUUAUUAUUAUUAUUAUUAUUAUUAUUAUUAUUAUUAUUAUUAUUAUUAUUAUUAUUACCAUUAUUAUUAUUAUAAUUACUACAUAAGAUACACGUACUAGUGUAAUUGCGAGUGAUUUUCUCUCUCAACAUCGGACUCCAAACCAUGGACUUUGGGAGGCAAAGAGGGUUUCUACUUGAUGGAGAGGACCCGCCUGAGAAGGUGGGUUGUAGGAAGGAGAGUUAUCUCGAGUUCAUGUAUGUUGCUGUUUCCAGGGAUUUUGUUGGUGUAGUUUCCUUCUUGAUGGUGCCAAGGGCUCUCAUAACCACCGGGACCGUUGUUGUUUUAAGUCCCCACAUUCGCUCAAGCUCGCUCAACCUUGAUUUCCAAGUCUUCGUAUUUGUUUAGCUUUUCCGUGGUUUUGACUGAGGUGUUGGUAUCGAGGGGUAUAUUCAUGUCAACGAGAAGGCAGGUUUAGCACAAUAUCCGGCCUAUUAGCUGCGAUGGUCCUGUCAGUGUGAAUGUGCAUGUCCCACAGAAUUGUGACGCUGUCCUUCUCGGUGACAGUCUUGGAUUCAUGCUCAUACUAUCGUUCCUUCACCUCAAUGCCAAACCCUUUACAGAUCGUCCAGGGCAUGUGUGCAGCUGCCUUGUUGUGGCGGUGGAUGUACUCAGUUUUAGCCAGUUCAGGGCAGCCAGAGACCAGGUGGUCAAUAGUCUCGUCAAAACCGCCACACCUUCUGCAUUUUCGGUCCACGUCAGCCUUCUUGAAGAUGUUGUGUUGGUACCAGCGUGUUAGGAGGCUUUGAUCUUGGGCUGCGUUGAUAAAGCCCUCGGUUUCUGCUUUGAGGCCAGCUGCUUUAAGCCAUCUGUGAGUCUUGUCGUAGUCCACGUCAGCCUAUUUCACCCGCUGUGGGUAUUUGCCGUGGAGCACUUUUGAUUCCCACUUGGACCUGAGCUGUUGUUAUUUACGCGAUUUAAAAGUUGCUGCAGCGGUUAAAGGCUUAAAAAAAGUUUAGGAGUGCCUCUUUACAAGGAAGAUAAAAAAAGAAAAAGUCGAAACAAAAAGUAGGUUCGUGACUAGGCAGCCCAGCGCCGAUCCUGAGCGGUUCACAAUAUCAAUCAAUCAAUAAACAAUUUUUACAAAGUUGUAUAGUUGUAUAGACGGGGAUUGUAACAAAAGUCAAUUGAGAAAUUAGUGGAGUUGUGACACGAAAUUUAAAGCAGCGAGAUUUGGCUUCUCCUAAAUUUUGAGGGAAACAAAACAAAAUAACUGCUAAAUUUACUCACUGGGAGGAAAAUCACGGCUUGAAAAAAAUUUUUUAAGCGAUUAUAGACAUAAAAACACUGAAAAUUGUGCACGACAAAUAAAAACAAGCUUUUCAAACUUCAAACUCGCCGUCGCUGGCAUAUUGGAUCGUAGGCACAUGCUAUGGUUAAGACAGUUCAGCGAGACUUUUGUAACAACGAUACAAAAAGUCGCAACGUAGGAUAACAUUCAAAACGUUAGAAGCCUCUUCCGUGACAAAAAUUCUAAGAAGCAAAGCUUGUUGAAACAACAAGGCAAAAGCCCACGUCGAAAAAUCAAAGAUUGUGCGACAAAUAUAUCUUUCGAGUAAAGCAGACGCCAAAGAAAGCGCAGCAACUACGUACUAAUCACAGAGCAGCUUUGAAAAAAGUGCCGUGUUUGCUGUGUUGUUUGGCUCGGUGUACUUGGUUAAGGCAACACUCUCAGCGAAGCAAAGGGACCAAUGAGAGAGCCGCUUGGGAACGAUUCUUGUCAGCUGUGGUGACUUGGAGAAUGCCUGGAGAAUGCCUAUAAAACUGGAGCAAAUUUUUUAUAGCGGCGCUCCAUGGGUAAGAGAAUUUGGUUAUCUAUGCAUCCAAGAAAUUUUGGUUCUGACAAAAUCGGCCGUACGUACGUCCUCCCCUACGCCUGGGUGAAAUUUUGCAUAUCAAAAAAACCGCGCAUUUCCGCGGUAAAUCGCAUGGCCACCCAAAGAGAGACAAGAACGACAAGAAAGCCAAGUCCUUUUUUCGACUAGAUUUUAAAGCCUACAUUGACAAGGAUAACAGAGAAAGAGCUUCAGUUAGAGAUAAAAAAGGAGACCAACUUCGUUGGAAGAAAAACAUGAAAAUUUUAUAGCGGUGCUGAGAAAUGCUAGCGGUCACCAUGGUGAAAAUGAGUGGCGGUGAAAAAAAAAGUUAACAGGAACACAUACACUUCCCCCGUAAAACGUGUAACUGGGAAGUUUCCUGUUGCCGUUUUCGUUGCCGUCGCCCCUCAGCAUUACACGAUUUUAUAUUUUGUUUAAGUAAACUAUAAACAUUAACGAGAGCUUCGCUUUUAGCCCUGGCUAAAUAGCCCUAUAUAUUAAAUUGUAAUUCAGUGGCCGAAUGUAAGCUAUUUACGAGUUCGAUAAAUAUUCUAUUUUCUUAUUGUGAUUUUAACCCUUUAAACCCUAAGAUCAAAAUUUGAAUGCUCAUUUGCUGCCCCUAUUCAUUUCCUACAGAAGUAGUAGGGAGAAGUUGAUAAAAUAUCAAGCAAAUUCAUCUUGUGUGAUCAUGUCCAUAAUUCUCAUGAACACUCUGUUUUACAAAGCAUUGAUAUUACAAGGAGAAAUUUGAUGCUGGUCACUCUUAGGGCUUAAGGGGUUAAUGCAAUGUGCCUCGUCUGUUUCGUUAGUACUCAAUUUCAGUAUGGCAAGUAAAAAUGCCGUGGGAAAGGCAUUACACUUAGUAACAUUCAGUUUAGUGAGUUUAGUAGUUAGGGAAAUGACAUAAGUGGACUGGGUACGAGAUUGACGUCCAAAAAGAAAAAGGCAACAAUGACGAUAGAUUAGAUGAUGGUGAAAUUAAGAUUAUUGGUCGUUGGAGCAGGCAUGUAGAUAAGGGUUUCAGGGGCUAUGUUUCCUCUAAAAAAGGGACAACUAAGAGUCGAAAGGCCAGCUUGCAUAGCUUUGCAUAUGGUUAUGUGUGUCCCUUCCAGAGCCCGGCGUUGCUGCUGUGUGACAUAAAUCAUUCAAUACGUUUUCAAUUAGCUUACGAUUGACGUCAUUUGUGAUAAUUUGAAAACUAGCCUAUUGUCAUUGGAUGAUCGAAGUAAUUCCUACAAAUUUUGUCGGCGAUAGCGAGUUAUUAUGAAGAGUUAACCGGGAGCUUAAAGUCUUUCAAAAACUGACAAAUAUUUUGAAUGAAUUAUAACACGUGAAGAAUUAGAGGGCAACUAAUCAACAACUGUUGCUCCUUACUUAAGUUAGAAAAGGAGGACUAGGGAGAGAAACGCCAAAAAUCAGGGAGGAGGAAGGGGGAAAUAAAAAAUAAAAAGAGGGAAAAAAAAUUAUAAUUCUGUUCAAGGGGGGGGGGGAUAAAGAACGGACUAGACCGGCUCGGUGCAUGGGCUUGAUAAGUAAAACAUGUAUUGGUAAGACAUGGACAAGUAACGUAUCAUUGUAACUAACUUAUAUUUUUCUUUCCUUGCUUGCAAGUGAUAACUAUUCAGAACCUAUGAAAUAAGCUAACAGUCACAAUCCAUUUUUUUUUCUAAUCAAAUCUAUGAUUUACCAAUCAGGUCCAGUCAUAUUUUUAUCGUAUGCCCUUGCCUGUGGUUGUCAGCCUAUCGAGGUUACCCGCAACGCGACUUGUGGCUGGUACUUAUUUACACAAAUAGGUGAAAAUUGACAAUGGAGGCAAUUAGUGUCUAAUGACAGUAAUAAAGCAACAUGGUGAUGCUACUCUAACGCGCCGCUAUUUACAUUUUAAGUUCCAGGAUUGUGCGAAGAACGACAUUACUGACCGCGCCUCAGUGGUCACCUUUGAAACUGUUUGGAGGUUUAUAUUUGUUAAUUGCCAUUAUUCCCAAAAGUGUGAUCUUAAGCUGUAGAAGAGGCUGCUCUUCAACAUUGAAAUAUUUGCCACUGGUAAAUAUUGCAGUGCUUCUGUCAAAACCCAAACAAUAUUCCAUGACGCAAAACGCAAAAGUAUAAAACUUGAAGUGAUCAAAAAUUACUAGAUAUUAUUUGUUUAAUUUGACUAAGCUAGAACCCACCUCCAAGUCAACUUUUCCUUAAACCAAAAAUCUUCGCCUUUUUAAACGAAUAAAAAAGGAAUAUCAUGAAGAUUAGGUCACACGGAAUAUAACCUUUGUAAAUAAUUAAAAUCACCACAUUUUUAGCCAAUAGUGUUUUUAAGAUGACAGGAAGAGCGCCCACUGCUCUUAUGUUGAAUGGCGUAUCUCUUGUCGGCUUUCCUUAUCCCAGUUGGGUUGCCUAUGAAAUGUAAAAUCUAGCAAAAUUAGACUACUGGCCANUUUACCAAUCAGGUCCAGUCAUAUUUUUAUCGUAUGCCCUUGCCUGUGGUUGUCAGCCUAUCGAGGUUACCCGCAACGCGACUUGUGGCUGGUACUUAUUUACACAAAUAGGUGAAAAUUGACAAUGGAGGCAAUUAGUGUCUAAUGACAGUAAUAAAGCAACAUGGUGAUGCUACUCUAACGCGCCGCUAUUUACAUUUUAAGUUCCAGGAUUGUGCGAAGAACGACAUUACUGACCGCGCCUCAGUGGUCACCUUUGAAACUGUUUGGAGGUUUAUAUUUGUUAAUUGCCAUUAUUCCCAAAAGUGUGAUCUUAAGCUGUAGAAGAGGCUGCUCUUCAACAUUGAAAUAUUUGCCACUGGUAAAUAUUGCAGUGCUUCUGUCAAAACCCAAACAAUAUUCCAUGACGCAAAACGCAAAAGUAUAAAACUUGAAGUGAUCAAAAAUUACUAGAUAUUAUUUGUUUAAUUUGACUAAGCUAGAACCCACCUCCAAGUCAACUUUUCCUUAAACCAAAAAUCUUCGCCUUUUUAAACGAAUAAAAAAGGAAUAUCAUGAAGAUUAGGUCACACGGAAUAUAACCUUUGUAAAUAAUUAAAAUCACCACAUUUUUAGCCAAUAGUGUUUUUAAGAUGACAGGAAGAGCGCCCACUGCUCUUAUGUUGAAUGGCGUAUCUCUUGUCGGCUUUCCUUAUCCCAGUUGGGUUGCCUAUGAAAUGUAAAAUCUAGCAAAAUUAGACUACUGGCCAUUCUUGGCGAUCGAAUCGAUUUAGACAAAUACUGUAAACAUGAAGAGGAGAAUUUACCUUUUUUUCAUUUUGUGUGUCACAUCACCGACUACGAUUUCCGGUAAGUCUGUUAUACAUUUCUGUUUACUAGUUUCUAUAUACAGUGUAGUUCGAUUAAAAAUAUAUGUAUAUGUUAAAUUCAUAUUUCCUCAAGUUUUCUUAAAAUGCAAAGUUCCGCUGCUGGCUAAAAGGAAUCUCUUCCUAGCGAUCGCUUACUUCACAGUGAUUGCUUUCUUGUCAUAAUCUGGAAAACGACGCAUCACAAACUCCGCUCGAAGGCGAUGAAAUAGCGAUUCAGCUGCGGUCAGGCUCAACAAUUUUAUUUUUGACGACACCUCAACACAUCAGUGGCUUAAUGUUCGUACAUCGCAGUUCAUCGUUAGAAGAAUAAAUUUCGUACCAAAAACUAAUAGGAUUUUUAAUUUUAUAAUCAAGCGGCGGGCGGGCCAAAACCUGCUCUUUUUGACACUGUCUCAAUAACUUCUGUGUGCUCUUCUAAGAACUUAACUGGUGGAAGUCAAUGACCAUUGAUUAUCAAGCCUUCGCUUUUACGCUUCGAUGAUAAAACACUAGAUUUUCACAGCAAAAAAUUUAAAAUAACCGCCUGUAAUAUUUAGAUCAGUGUCCUUUUGGAAGUGUUCUGACAGUUGUCACAACAGACCCUUCCCUUUAAGUUGCCAAGUUUAAAAGUGACUUGUUGAAAACAACAACAAUAUAGCCCUCUAAAGUCGCGCAAUUUUAUAGUCUGCAAGGUGGAGGGCAAUUCAUGUCCUCCACCACUACAAACGUAUAUAUACAUGUAAAAUUUCGCAACCUUGUGAAGCGAUAUCCUCGCCCGCUUUGGACGUAUCACGUUAAACUUUAGGGUGGGUACUUUCCAUUUUGUCAAAUCAAACAGUCAGAAAUCAGUGGAAUUGUAAAGAGAAAAUGAAACAACAUUGUUCGAUUGAAGCAAAGUUUCCAAUCGAAUGGAAGCGAUCCAUUUGGGUUUCGAUUGAAAUUUUGAUGACUGCUUAGAAAAGUAGGACUAGAAACGAGAAUUGUUGGAAAUUGAACGGCAAGUUUCGGUCUGACCGGACUGACCAGUCAAAGAGGACGAACUCUGGAGAUGGACCACAGUGAAAGUGUCUAUUACUGAUCGAAAGGCCGUGUCAUUUAUAAGUUAACUUUUUAAUAUGCCAUCCUUAUCGCCCCUGACAAGACUAAACCUUAGGAAAUUUUCUCUCGUCUGUUACUCAAAAGGUCAGUAUUUGUGAAAAUAGUAAGCUUGAUCAGCGCGACGAAGUUUCAUCGACACUCAAAUGAAUGAUUUGGACAAUUUGGGCAAGCGCAAUAUUCACAUAUAAAAAAACUUCUCACUAUUCUUACAGCAGUUGUAGACCUUGUAAUAGGAAAUUAAUUAGUUCCUGUUAAUUAGUUCCUGUUAACGUUAAUUUUGCGUGAAAUUAUUCCCUAAUUUCACUCGUCACCAUUUGAUUACACAUACCAACAAGCCAACAAAUUUUAUUGAAAAAUUGCCUUUUAUUUUUUAAAGCAGAUGAAGUCGAAAUGAAAGCAGACAACAUGGCAGAAGCAAUUGCACAACAAAACAAAAAAGUUGAAGAGGAAAGCAAAGCCAUGGAGAAAGCCAUUGACGAGAAAGGGAAACAAGUAGAUACUAAAGAACAGGAAGAUAAAUUUGAAAAAGCUAGCGAAAAGGUUGAUGCCAUGGGGGACGCCGCUGACAAGAAAUUUGAACAGAAAGGUAACGUUUUAGUGAGCAAAUAGGGCUACAUGCGCGAUAUUUCAAGUUUUCUUUUAAAGACCUUGUUACCUUUAUUAUUACAGUAUCUCGGUUCUUCCUGAUCUUAAAUCCCUUGAAGGGAGAACAUUUUCUUGCCGACAACUUUACAAUAUGGACUGCUUCCAACCACAAGAGAAGAUCUUGAAAGAAAAAAAUGUCGUCUUCUUGAGGGGCACAAGAAUAGGGAUUUCUUGUAGAAUAUACGAAAACAGAGUAUUGUAUGAUAUAUCAAUUCUCUCGUAAGGGACCACCCUUGGUACACGAUAAAGUAGUCGCUUAUGGGAGGUAGUCGUCAACGGUAAAAAUCAAGAAAAUAAGCUGUAACUGAAAUGAUUAACGCGAUUACGUAGAGUUAUUACCUAGCAAGCUAAAAAAAUAAGCAAACAGACAAGGGAAACAGGUAGUUUUGUUUUCCCGCGAGUCCUGGUACUGCUUCCCGUAUGUUUUUCUUUGAUUCAAGGUCGGAAUGCUUAUACAUGUUCGUGUUGUAAAAACAACUGUUAGCAGGGUACUGGCAGAUAAUAAAGAGACUAUCAAAGGUUAUGAAAAGUGGAGUUUGAGCGACACAAUUCAAGAAAGGCUGCGAUUGUUUCACAUUAAAAUAUAUAUUCGGAAGUUAAAGGGUCUGAAGACAGUGAGUAGUAAUUAAUGUGUCUUAAUUAAAUACUUUUUGGGCAUUGACUGUUCGAAUAUAAAUAUUGCAGUCCUCACUAAAGGAUCCCAUUUUCGUUUUAGCCAGUUUAGUUGACAAGCUUGGUAAUGAGGGAAGCGAUGCCAUUGAAAACCAAGCAAAAAAAGUAGAAACUCUGUCUAAUCAAGCAGAUUUGGCUGAGGACAAUGCAAGUAAACUAGUAGAUAAAAUAGGUAAGUCAAUUAUCACUUUCACCGUAUUUAUUCGAUUACUCGCCGCAGUGUUUAUUAUUCUGAAGCGACAUUUAUUCAAGGGCGGUGUUUGGAAGAGGGCGACUUUUAUUUCAAAAUCCCAUUUCGUAAAACAUUAACAACAAUUUCGAUAAAACAUAUUGUAAAUAUCUGCAAAACAGAAAGAUGUUUUUUCUAUAGAAUCGUAAUUGUCUGGAUGGUGUAGAUUACCAAGUUGUUCCGAGGCUUUUCCAUAAUCUGAUACCAUAAUACUCUUUUGAUCUUCAAAGUUGUUUAAUGCCACAUUGACUUCAUCUUGUUCUUGUACAGCACUUUUUGCUUAAAGAUAAAUCCUAUAAACAAAAUGCAAAGCAAUUUCCAAACACAAGCUCUUGUGGACCAUAUUGUAACCAACAUUCCAGUGGUACCCCCCUUUCUGUACAAAAGAAACUAUUGUGGAAUCGUCAAGACGCUUUAACGUCGCAGGGGACAUUGGCUGACAUUGACGCUACAUGCCUCCAUAAAUGAGUCCCCUUUUAUAUGAGGAAAACCUGUCCCGUGUCGAAGGAUCACCCUCCCAGCCGAGAUAUGAGAUAUGAGAAAAAAGUUGACCCCUUUUCCCGAGCCAAAAGCACUCGCGCAAGUUCCGACUCCCUCACAGAUUGACCCGGAGAAAAUAUGAUGGGAAAAGUUGGCCCAGCUAGGAGAGUGACCCUACCAUCAAAAUAAAAGGGGCCCAGCAAGGUCGGUCACCCUUCUAGCGGAGCCGACUUUUUGUUUCCCAUGUAAACAGCUCGCCAAGUUUUGUAAGGAAAUAUAUGAAGUUUGCUUGCCCAGGGUAGCUCGGCCUGGUGGGUGAUCCCUCUACCAGUGACAACGCGUCUCCAUAGAGAUGGGAUCAAAGGCUGUAUGAAACUGCAACCUAAGAGUAUUAUGGUACUUAAGGAAACGUCUAUCCCUGAGAGUGGCAUAUACUACACCAAUCCACCUCCAGACCCACUGACCUAAAAACAGAAUUUACUUGAGACAAAACUCAUUCUUAUCGCAAGUGAAAUUAAUGUUAAGAUCAAUAAAGGGGACAAGCAAUCUAUCCAUAUCGUGUUUGUUUGACCAAUCAAACUACGAGUAAAUCGGGAUUAAUUUACUUGACAGAUAUGCCAUUUACGCCUGAGAUUCCUGAGUCUUUCCUGUAUUCCUGCAAAUCCUUGCGCAAAAUCUUAAGCUCUUAAAUCAAUGCAAUUAACAACUCGUCGAUCCUUACAGAAAUGUUUUAAAAAGACAAACAGACCACGUUUAACCAUUGACUCAUAACCAGUUCAAAAAAGCCCACUAAAGUUCACAAACAUUUUACCGCCCUUCUUUAACUGACUGUGCGACUAUCUUUUUGACUUUACAACUGAAUACGUUUUGCAACACGACAUUUUUAACGCACGUGACUCUCAUCCAGUCCACGAAGAAUAAAACAAGGAAAAGAACAUUUUCAAUCUGGUUAGAAAACGUUUAGCCUGUGCGCAAGCUGUCGUAAUAGGGGUUGAUGUUCCUAGUAUCUUGAUUUGGUUUACUUUGUAAGAUAUUCCUUUUUUACUGAACGUACUUUUUAGUUCAAGCAUACUUGGGUAUCUCUAGAGGUUUUCUUUACCAAACAUCCGGGUAGUUCCCCCAAAUUUUAGAACGUCUUUGCUAAAGACUGGCAAGAAUCGUUGCUCUUUGUACGACAACCAGAGAGACUGGUGACAAACAAGAACCACAUUGUUGUAAGACACUUUAACAUCAACAUAUCUAAGGCCCUUCAUGGAUCCUCAGUGUGAGGCAGUGAUUUCAACCGGCAUUUGUGAAUGUUGUCGUGUAAAUAAACAAGAACAACAUUUAGUUUUUUUCCUCUACUAGACUAUUUCUCCUAGACAAGCAGUUACACCAUUGUUAGUUAAAGCCAAGUAUUACAAGCGAUAAUGUUUAUAAGAUGAGUGCAUUGAAAACGAUGUUGUAAAGACGAAAUAGAGAGUAUGUCUCCCACACGUCCUUUCUUGUAAACUAACUCGCCUAAUGUUAAUUCAUCACUCUGCCGGCUGUAAAAUCAAAACUCAGUACAAAAUGGCCAUUUGGCAAAUCUCCCCGUUCUCUUGUAACAACGUCUGGCUGGAUCGCAAGCUUUAACAAGCAUUCUUCCGCUAUCUCAUGCUCGAGUACAACCGUAUUAGUUUUAUUCCGUGAAGAAGAAAGUGUUCGAUCAGAGUUGUUUACAAAAUAUGGCAGAGAGGUAAAUAGCAAGCUGCGCGAAUGAUAGGUAAUGUUGGUAUUGAUGGUUGAUGUUUUGAUACCAUUAUUCUGAUACUGGGUUCUCCCAAGUUGGGUUGUUGAAAAGCAUAUAAAAGUCGCGCUGUGAAGACUAAAAACUGUUGUAAUUACCGCGAGAUUCUUUGGGAUGUAUUUGUUUUAUUCGCGAGCUCAAUGUUGUGUUGCAAUAACGCAUUCCGUUGGAGUGAAGAAGAUCAUAUCAAGAAUUUUCGUUUUUAUUAAACAUUUUUGGUAUGAAUUCAUAAAGGCAAGAACAUCGAGCAGGAUACUGACAGUUCCAGUCCUAAAGCACGGAUGAGUAUAUCCUACACUCUGCAGCUUCCUCGAGAGCCUCACGCGGAACAGAUGAUUCAGAGAAUGUCGGCUUACCAAAACCAGAUAAAAUCAAACCAGGAAGCAGAAAAGACAUACCCAUGGCCUUUUCGUCAAGAACUUCACGGGAACAACCCAAAUGUUCAGGAAACUCAAGAUGAUCGCAUAAGCGACAUGAGCCUCAAGCCGUUUAGUGAAGGUUACGCCGCAGCAGAAAACGACGCCAUGUCAAGCGAGGGAUACACUCCUCAAAAUAUGCGUAGUACCUUAAAGAAAAUAGUUUACCUGCCCCACCUUCGACUCCCAUAUAGUAGUCGACACAGACAGCAUCAUCAUCAUCUUCACCAAUAUCAAACUGGAUUUUCCCGAGGACCCGAGAAAAUUCCAUUUGCCAAACCAACUUCUAGAAGCAGUGACCUCGGCUUGCUUGUGUUACCGACUGAUGGACGGAAACAACUGCCUGAAGAUAUAAGGACACAGAUGGAGGAUGAUGAGAUGCUGAGAAACGCAGCUAAACAAACUUUCACCGGUGCCUCGAAUGACGCUGAACAAGGUAAAGUAAAUACAGUUAUCUUUUCAAACAAAAAUAAAAUAUUUCCUUUGCAGUAUAGCUGACAAUAGAUAUCUUGAUGCAGAUGAAGUCCUUGCAAGAAUUGAUCCCAUGGUCAUCCACAGUUCCCCAAAGUGUAGGAACCAAACAAAAAAACAUUAAUAAACAUUGGUAAUUUGAAAUGAAACAUUUAAAGGCCUCAAUAAUAGGGUGCGUUCCUUUAGGAUGAUCCGUAUCAGAAUCAAUGAUCCGAGAUCACUCGGAUCAUGGUAGAUCAAAUGAACCGAUGAAUCCGCUCUAAACAAGGAUUCAUCGGUUCAUUUGAUCUACAAUGAUCAAAUUGAUCUUGGAUCACUGAUCCUGAUCCGGAUCAUCCUAAAGGAACGCACCCAUGGAGACGUUAGACGUGAGAGACGCAAUUAAUCAUUAUUAAAUGGUACCGCAGGAAAACAUCCAAAAGUUAGUCACCAGCCUUCGCGUGAAUGGUCACUGUAGACGCCAAUUCCAUUCACAGUAAAUUCCAAUAAAAGAACGGUAAGAGUUCUUUUCGAAAAUUUGGCAAAGCAAUCUCUUUGCCCGAAACGCUGCCUCCUUAUGAAAGUCGAAAUAAGGACAUAUUUCCAUUUCCAGUAUGUUAACGGUCAAGUCCUCAAUAUUUCUAUGUUGCCACUCUAAAGAAGUAUUUUUAAGGGUUUCCCAUAUAUUUUUUGGUUUAAGUUAAAUUAUUUUAUCUCUAGUUUGUUACAAUCAAAAAUACUUAUAUUAGAAUAGACAGAACAGGCUUAAAUGGGGUUGAAAAGUUUAAGAGAAAACGAUGUCUGUGCUUUGUUUACAGAAGAGAACAUGAAAGAAGAAUUACGCAAAAAUGAUGCAGAGCGUGAUAUGGAGAGAAAAUGGAUGAAGAUCAACGCCAUAGGUACUCCGGAAAUGUUCAUGCACUGGUCACACCCUGGUAAGAAACUUGCCUCAAUUGGUCAACAGGAAGUCAGCAUUGUAAGUCCAGGGGAGGUAGACCUGCUUCAGACGGAAUACCCAGACUAUCCCAAGCCAAAGGCUUUGGGAGGGGACUUUCCAGGCGUCAUCAGAAGAACGAUUGCAAAGAAAAAGGCGGCUACUUCAAAGAAAUCAAAGGGAAAAAAAGCCUAACAAUCAAACGAAAUAGUUUAAUAUGGUGAACAAUUAUUUUGUAGCGCUUAUAGAAUUUGGCGGAACUGACAAUGUCUUAAUAGUAUUUAUAUGUAAGUCUGGAAGACCAGAUCUAAGAGAACCAAACAAUUCUUUAGCUCUCUAAAAUAAGCUAAUUUAAAGAACAAACAGAACGCAAGUUUGCUGAAUAACUUUCUUUUAAGAAACCAUUGUGAUAGACAAACACAUUAUUUGCCGUCAUUUUUUUCCAACAGCUUAAUCUCGUUUGACCAAGCUUUUUACGUUAGGUACCAACAAUACUGAGGUAUUUAUAUAGCAGGCGCAUGCGCGAUAGUUACUCAUAGUCUUUUCUCUUAAUCUCGUUUCCAGAUGUCUGCUUUACCCUUGUCCGGCUAAACGGGCAAGGGGGGUCAUUCCGCUGGACAAGGGUAACGCGGACUCUGAAGACGAGAUUGAUUAUCUCUUGCUCGCGCAUUCUUCAGAUGAUACGAAAGCCCGUUUUCAAUAAUUGUUUUGUUAUUCAUUCAAAAUAAUUCCUAGUUUAAAAAGAAGCUAAGACAUGCUUACCUUCACAGAUGUUAAGUUCAUCUUCGAUAGUGUAUGUUUAUCGGCAAGUUUAGGAGAUAAAGGGUGGUUCAGGUCUGCAAAUAUUCUCCAAAUAGCAGAUAUCGUCCGUCGAGUUGUCUUCACGCUGUUCUUGCUAUGUUUUUAGCCAACAGUUGCCCUAUUUCUUCCUCGUGAAACGAGUGAAAUGUUCCGCCAUUUUGUAGUCACUAUCAAGAUAACUCAACCUCGUCCCCAGGUCUUCUCGAUCAUGAACGGUUCUAUUUUUGACGUCAUUUUUCGCAUAUCUCAAAAUUCUUCCACAUUUGGUCAUCAACCAGAUCCAAAAGAACCCGUUCGAUGUUAAGCGCUGUCGUAUCUUCAUUUCCUAACCCGGUCAUUUAAUAACCGCCCUUUCUUUCGCUGCGAAAAAAAUAGACCCAAUGGGUCAGUUAUUUAAACGGGGUUUAGCCAGUGUCUAACAAAACCGCGUUCUAAACUAUUUUCAGUUUGCCAAACGCUCUUAUUUAAACACCAUUUAUCGUUAACAGUUUCAUGAAAGCAUAAAGCGUAGACUAAAAAAAAAUGACCGCGGGGCAAAAAGGGAGAUAGGAAAUUAAUUUGUAUGUUCAUAAUAAGCGCGCGCGUUACAGAACCGAAAUGAAUCUGGGUAACUCGUGUCAAAUCAAAAUGGAAUUAUUACUUAAUUAUUCGAUAGAAUAGAGCUCAGUUUUCUAGAAUUCGGCACGUAAACUCACGAAAUCUUAUAUCCAUAAUCGCAAUGGCGUCUCCCUAUAAAAAACCAAUAUGUCGACCAAAAAUAAGCCAUUUAUCCCAGAUCCAAAAAACACUCUUAGUACAACUCAGUUUAAUGUUUUUUAAAACAAGGUAGUAAGUUUCACAUGAUGUGUAACAAAAUCACAAACUUACAGAAUUAAUCACUCCUUAAAAUAAUUGCAUGACUUUAAUAAAGGAAAUAAAGAUUAUGACUACUUUAGAAAGAUUUUGAAAUUGGUGUUGUCUUUAAUUUGACUGCGAAAGUUUUCGCUUACAACCUAAAAGUUGUUUUCAGCAGUCUACAAGCUGCCUAGCUUCAAGCAGGGAGAAUUUCGCCACUCACGGUUGUAGAGACACGCAUUAUUUGCUCUCAUUUCGACAGUCUAAUGCUGUUUUCCCACGCUUUUACCUUACGUACUGACAAUCCUGAACUUUAUCAGAGAAGACGGCGGUAGCCCCGGAUCAUACACCUUCUUCCACCGUACGUAUAUGUUGCUGGUUGAAAUAUUAUUUUUCUUUUGUUUCAAACUCAUUAUCAUACAUUACCAUACCCCGAAACCGAAGAAAAUAAAAUUCAAACCAAGGAUAAAAUUGAACCACAACAUAUACAAUAGAAACGUACCACAUUCUCUUAAAGGGAGGAUCGCGUAGCACUUAAAAAUAGGAAUUUUAAUUUAUCAACUUGAAACAACCUCACACCUAAAUGUAGAUCAAGAUCGUUUUCAGGGGCUGCGUUCCCCUUGUCAAGUGGAUGGGUAACAAUGUUAGGUAUGUGCUUCAUAUAUUAAUUACCAUGCACUGGACAAGGGUAACGCAGCUUCUGGGGACAGGAUUGAAUGGCGAUAAAUCAAAAUCAACUUGUGGUCACAGAAUAUUGGGUUUAUGGCUGACAUUUCAAUGAAACGUUACCAAAAUUUAAUUAACUGGGAAAUGCACCAGCGGCUAAUUCAACAAUUUGGACUCGUUCAGCAUGUCGAUUGUCUUUUAACCUGCGUUCAUGUUUUUAUUUCUUUGAGAAGAGAGAAAACAAGGAAGAAAGACAUAACAGAGAUAUAGGGAGGCAUUAAGAGAGAUAUGGGGAAUCAUUUAAAGUGAAAGUGGGUAACGAGAUUUACACUCGAACUCGUAAGAAGAGUGGCAAAAAUAUGACUGAUGGCGCUUUCCUAUUCUGCUCAGACCUAUGAGUCAAAUUAUUCUUCCUUUGUUUAGUAAAAGGAAAACUAUAUGGUUAGAGAGACUGAAUCAACCUCAGCAUUCGACCGCUGGCUACAUACUGAUAGUUUUUCAUGUAAGAUCCCUUUUAGUUAUCAUAGCCAAGUGCGGAUACCUACGAGCUGACCGCUAACAAAAUAUUAGAUCUUUUCGUAAAACGCAUGCCACUAAUACUAAAAUGAGAUCAUAAAAUGCUUGAACACAAGUAAAACGCGAGUUGUUUUACACAAAAAGCAAAACUACAUGUGCUCGAGGUGGCACAAGUCAGCCAUGGAUCAAACUACUGGUAUUUAUCAGUUGAUAGUGAUGCCACAAAAAAAGUAUCCACCGAUAGAAAAGAUUGGUGAAGAGAUUAGGCAACAAUGUCCACUUUGCUACUUUCCAAUUUGUUGACUUCACAUAAAAGGUUUCCAUAGCAACAAUAUAACUCCCUCUAAAUGAGCUUUAAAUGUUCACAAUUAAGGCAAACUAGGUGUCCCUUAUGUUCUUAUUUGUUGAGAUAUAAUCAUUAUGCUAUAGUUCAACGUUUUGCAAGGAUUUUUUUAUUGUUGUAAAUACUUAAAGCCAUCGUAUAAUUUUGUAAAUUUAAAACGGCAGAGAGCCCUUCCCACAUGUUUUUAAAAUCUUUAUCAUUAUCCUAAAUUGCAUCAUUUUUUAACACCAGGUACCGAUCCUGCAAAAUGGUAUAGAGAGUCAAUUUGCUUGCAACUCUAGUUGUAAAUUGCAAAAAUUGUAAAACAACUUAUAAAUUCUACCAACAAGACUUCUUAUUGCGAACAUCUUCCUGGAGAUAACUGGUACAACCACAACUGCAACAACGACAGUGACUGGGCGAGAAUAUUGGUAGAUAUCAAUCUCUUUAGCUUGUAUGUUUUGUUUCCCCAAUGCAUGUGAUAAUAAUCUUGAGAACUGUUUCUUUGAAAGGUUGUCUUAUUCUUGUGCUCAUUUACCCUUAAUUUAUGAAAAGACAAAGGGCCAAAUUCCCCUGAGACUUUCAUUUGGAAAAAGCAUACGAGCUAAAGAGAUAUAUUACAGGUUUUUCACGGUCUCUUAAUUUUUACUGAUUUACAGCUGCACUUUUGACAUUUUAUAUCAACCUUAUUACAGUUUAGACUUGUACUAUUCUUUGUGAUCUUUAUACCAUGGGGUCCUCAUCCUUUUCUCAUUUAAGCCAACAAGACAAUGAAAAAACAUAAUACUGCAAAUUCCAUACCCGAGCACGUCAAUUUAGGCUAUACCCACACUCUACCGGAAAGCUUUGCGUGCAGACACGAAAAGCUAUCCGAUAUAGAAACAUCUCUGGGCCUGUUUACAUGGAGGUGGGGGACCCCAGGUAGGUGAGGUAACAUCCCUCCUUUACAUGUAAUCUUACAACCCCGCCAUCUCGGGGUGCACUCUCUCAAGGUUAUAUUUGAAUGGUCGCUAAUCACGUCAACAAGAAAAAUGCCGGCAAACCACGUGUUUUGGCGAUUAACGCACUUCUACACUCACUUGUUGCUCUUGCUGCAACCUUCAGAGCAAUGGCUUUCUAUUGCUAACUUUAAUAAUGAUGCAAAGCCACCGCCAAAGUGAAUUUUGCGCGAAUUUGAUGUACCACGAAUCCGACCCCGGCCAGGCGGGUUACCCCACCUUGAAACGUUUACAUGGGAAAAUUUGACCCCGGCUGGGAGGGUAACCCAGUCUGGUGGACCGGACUACCCGCCUUGGUGGGUCACCCCAACAAUCAUGUAAACGUGAUCAAAUUAAAAUGAGAGAAUAUAUGGACAGGCGGGUUACCCCAGCCAAGGGAGUUACCUCACCUACCUGGGGUCCCCUACCUCCAUGUAAACAGGCCCUCUGUUUACAAACAUUGUUUUUGUUAUUUAAAUUUGUAACAAGUGAAACAAUAGAGCCCUUUGCUUCAAGAACCAGUGGGUUUCUGGUUAACACAUUGAUAUCAAUGACGCUCCAGUGUAGAGAACGGCGCGGCGCAGCAUCGCUUCCUCACAGAAAUCGCGCCGAAAUCAGAAACCCUAUGCGACAUGAUAUUGGUGCCGGCACAAAAGCUAUGAUCCGGUAUUGUGUGAACAUAGUCUUGCAUAAUUGUAGGUAAUCGCGCUAACGUUCCAAUGCCAUUCCCUAGCAUACUUUCUUAUGUAACAUAAUUGCCAAGUUGAUGAGAUAAGCCCUGAUAAAUGAUAACGCCCUGACUUAGAAAGUAGGUUUUAACUACAGAUACGUUUAGCCUGGGAUAAUUGUCCUGUCGGUUACUUUUAUCGUACGAUUCUAAUUUUCUGUAUCUCUUUCUUCUUUUUUUUGCUGAAAAAAAAAAUCAUUUCGUCAUGCCCAGGGCCAACAAAUCAUGUCAUUGUAAGAAUGCCAACCAAAAGAACUGGUGACAAGAUAGAACCUAGUAAAGUUGUCGUUUUUCCCGAUUCUGCGGUGAAGGGCACCGACACAAGAAACAUGCAGAUAAAAGAAUUUCAUCCUCAAGAUGGCAAAGGUAAAUGGCUCGCGGUUCAUAUUCCAGAUCACAUGCCUUAUCCAAGGAAAAAAAUAAAAAUCAUUGCCUCAACAAACGCCGCAAAGGAUUUGGAAAAAGUUGUUGGCCCAACCAAGGAAACGCUUGCAAUGGAGAUACAGUCUCUCCUUGGAAUAAAUGAAGAGAAUUUGCAAAAAAUGAUUGCUAAAGGGAACAGCGGUGAUGAGAACGAAGGAGAUGAUGAGGAUGAUGAUGAUGAGGAGGAAAAUGAUGACGAUAAUGAUGACGACGAUGAUGAGGGUGACGUCACAGGAGAUCCUCUUGACGACGAAGCAAUGUCAAGUGAGUGUGAUGAUUCCAACAGCGUAAGCGCUUCGAAACAUAAGAAGAAAUGCAGACCUCUAGGAAAGGACAAGCCAGCAAAAACCACAUCCUUUGGAUCUGGCUUAGGUGCCCAACUGGAAGAAAACGAUGAUGACAAAAGGCCUAAACUUCACGUUGAACAACCUGAAGGAUUUGAACUUCGAUGGGAGGACAUAAUAAACAACUUUAAGAAUUUUAGCGUUAAACGCAAGAAAAAGAUAUGCAAACUGUUUGCCUUGCAAAACGAUAUGUGUGAGCGUGUGACAAGACGGCGGAAACACAGCUUUAAAAGAAAACUGAAGCACUAUCUUUUGAAAAUGCUUAGAAAGUUCUUGAAGAAGAACAAGAGUGAAUUCGAGGACUACUUAAGCACCAGGUUAGUACAGGACUUACUCCGUGACAGGGAUUGCUUUCUAUUUCUAGUCAUCUCAGUUUGUGAGUAAUUAGGUACAUUUUGUAUUUCCAGUUGUGGAGCUUCAUUCCCCUCAUUGAAAGUCAUAGCGAAUUUUAAGAUAAUUUAAAAGACGAAGGUUGAAGAGCUAGGGUUCGGACAAGUCACUGCACUGUACCGCAGUAUGUAUAUGGGCUCAGGUGGUGAAGAUCGUCUUUUCCGUUCCUUUGGAAGAAUGAGCACAGUUAAUGUUAAAUUAUGGCUGGGACUGGUACAAGGUACCUUUGACCCACGUCAAACAUCAGUCUCUUACUACACACCUUGAUUACCUUUAUCAUACUUCACUGCCUGUUGUAGUCCACACUUUGUCAGGCCCUUCACACGUUUAAAAGGUAAUCAGAGGCAAUUUUUCUUCCCGUGCUAAGGAAGGUCUUGAGAACAGGACGGAGUCGUGAUAAGACUUUUGGCGGGAACGGAAGUGCGAGAUCCCAGUGGUCACUAAAAAAAGAUCUUUGCUAAACUAAUGACGAUAUGCACCAAAGUUGGUACUAAGACAAUUUUGGGGCAAAAAUAACUGGAACAAGAUGUAGAUGUAACAUCACACAAUCGUCAAAAAGAUCAAGAUAACAAAACCGCGAUGCAAUUUAGGAUCGGCCAAAUAAGUUAAAAAGAAAAUUGCCUAUUACAACUAGGUCCUUAGCUUGAAUCUACUAUUAAAUACAAGUUUAGCAUAAGCAAAAGCUUACGUAUGCCUAAGUGGAUAUAGGUUGCUUUGGCAAUUGGGCACUGGGCGCGUAUUUGGGCAUUGGGCAUUUGGGCGUACGGAAUUCACUGCAAUGAUUUGCUUGAGUGACCAUAAAACAACAGCUGUCCAGUGUCCAAUUGCCUACGGCCUAAAGUAACCUUCCUUGAAUCAGAUAUAAAAUACUAAAACAACAUUUUGCAAUGGUUGUGUAAGGUUGAAGGAUGCCUUAGCAGGACGAAUUCAACCCUCCGAAGAUGGUCUCUUACAUAUAUAUGACAAAAACUCAGGAAAGAUGAACAUGGAAGACUUCUUAAAGGACCUCAACGAUGGUACACCACCUCAACUCGGAACCACAACCGAUGAGACACGAUUAGCUUUGCCCCAGUCUAAUCUCAACCCUAUGGCUCUAACUAUGGAUGACAAUACAAUCAACGGAAAUGUUUUUCGAGUAACACCUCAAACAAAUUCGGAAAAGCUAACAACAGAGGAAGCUCCGGAUCAAAGUACACCAGAUGCUGUAUCAGCACUCAACAAUAUCAUACACCCUCUGCUGAAUGAUCAAGAUAAUAAAAUGGAUGAAAGUCUCCAAACAAAAAUUCUCCAAGAAGAACUAAGUAAGAUUACAGAAUCUCCCUUACGUUUUGCUUAUUUGCUUAGUAACAAAAUUGCAACAUAUGUAGUUUUCUCUUCGGUAAUUAAUUACAACAAGGGCUUAUAACGUUGUUCAGAAAACAACGCGCGGUAUACCUUAUCAACACCGUAUUUAGUCGAAUAUGCGCCGUCCUCGAACAAGCAUCGCAUGUGGACAAAAAAUGUUGAUAAGAGUCGUCCCUGAAUAAGUGCCGCCGCCCCAAUAGAAUCAAAAUCAACAGACGUUCCUGUUCGUUACUGAAAAUCAUAGUACCGGUAACAUCAAUGAAACAAUUCUUUUUCGCGACCAACUUUCAUGAAAACGCUGCUCUUAAAUAAGUACUGCCCUCGAAUAACCGCGGCAGUUAGAGAGUGACCGUGGCGCUUAUUCUAGUAAAUACGUUGAGUUGUUUGUUUGUUUCUUUGGUUCCCCAGCAAUGCUUGUUCACCAAGCGGGGUAACAUUGGCGUUUGCUUCAAAGGGUCAUUGUUGGUCUGUUAGCUCCAUUUCUCACUAUAAACAUAGACGCUAACGACGGAGCUUAUGAUCUAAUGAAAACAGCGUUCCUAUUCCGCUUUCGUUCCGCUUAUGACCUAGUGAAAACCAGAUUGUCGGAGUCGGAGGCAGAAGCGGAAGAACUAAACCAAUCACAAAGUGUGGGAGCGUGCAUUGUUAUUGGUGUAUAGCUUCCGCUUCUGGUUCCGACUCCGACAAUCUGGUUUUCACUAGACCAUAACCGGAACGUAAGCGACGGGGUCGUAAGCGGAGUCGGAAGAAAUGGAAAUGUUCUGAUUCUUCUGACUUCUGAUGUCGCGCUUAUGACCCCGAUUUUUGUUUUUCACUAGUUCCUAAGCGCUUUUACGACUCCGACUCCGUCGCUAGUGAAAACCAGCCUUAAGGCAAUACACUUCACUUUGAGACUCCAAGGGAAAAAACCCACAAACUCUCUAUAUUUUUUCCCAUGGCCUUAGUUUUUAGUCCAUCCUUGGAAACCCAGGAUUAAUUAACGGGGACGGGAAUAUUCACUGAUGAAAUCGUGCUCAAAGGUUAGAGGAAGGAUGGAAAAAGCUAUCGAGAAAUACUUAGGAACCAUUUCCUGUAUCGGGGGUGAAGAGGAGAAAUGAAGUGUUCCUAAAUACUCUAUUAUUUCUGCUCAAAAAUCUUCGUUGUUACAUUAUUCCAGUCAAAAAAAUUAUUCCGUUCGAAAAAAUCGUUUUAUCCCAAGCAAAGAAAAGUUUUUUUUUCAUACUCUAAGUAAAGAGAUUUUUUUGUUCAAUUUUUCCAAACACACAAUUACUGUUCCUCUUAUUCCAUUUUUUCCUCUUCAGACCAGCGAAGAGGACGUUAGAUGCAUAUUAAAAAACUCUUCUUGCAACUCCCCCAUCAAUACUGUCUUAUUUCAAGUGUCAAACUAACAUUUCUUCGUUUAGUAUCUUGUUCUUAAUCUCUUGUUGUUGUUUUGGUUUUGUUGUUUAAGGUCAUGUCAAUGCUGAGCAAGAAGAGCAGGAAAGACAGAGGAAAAAAGAUGCUUCGCUCAAUGAUCGCCUUAUGUAUAUGUUCAAGCUACAAAAUCUUGCAAACCACAAACUGGAAACGACAGAUGCAAAUGGGGAAAUCGGAGGCCAACCAAUCAGUAUAGUGAAUCCUCACCAGGUGUCUCUAAUGCAGAUGGAUCUUCCAGACAAAAACCCGGAUAUACCUUUACUAACAUCCAGUUCUUCAAAAGAGUCAGAAACGAGCGCAAAAGCACGAACAAGGAUCAAAGAUUUACCUUUCAGAAGGAAGGCUCCUUUUACGAGAAGAGUAGUAUAUAGACCAAGGUUAUCGUUAUAUGAUAGACCACGGUUGUUGGGAACCCUCAAGUUAAGAACUAGUGGAAAUGGAACCUGGCGACCUACGGGGAGAAGUUUUUGGAAGCGAAGUUACGCAAGUAAAGAGAAGCCCAGAAGACAAGUUACUUGAAAUCUUAUUUCGGACAAGCUAUGCUUAUACUCUAAGGUGCUCGAGUAAGAUGUUUGCUGGGCACUCGAGUAAACACGUCUAUUUUCCAAGUACUCAAGUCAGACUCCGGGGCGCGGGCCGGUACUCAAGCAUUAGAGUAGGCACCAGGUCACUUUGUCCACCCAGUUUUCGUUAGUCUCAAGGCAGAUUGAACACAAUCCUGUGCUUUGCAUGCCCAAAACUCCCCGGUACACUCACAAUUCAAAAUAGCGUUUAAUGGAGCAAAACGGGGCAAGUCCAACACAAUUUUUUGCUGCUAGCCAGGCACUGGUGCUUGGGCACUACGUUUGAACAUGCUCUUUGUACAUGUAGCCUUGUUUAUGAACUGAUUUUUUUUAGCGCUGUUCAGUAUGUUGCUGUCUAAGGAACAGUAAACAGGUAGUAAAACUAUAGUAAAUGUUCAACAAAAAUUAGUGAAUACACUGAAACAAAGGCACUCAACUAGUCUUUGUUUUCGUUUGCUAAACGACAUUAGUUUGUAGACCUGUUGGGAGCUCGAGAAUCCUUGAGUCGUUGGCGAUUCGGGGCUGUCUUUUCACAAUCCGUCGUAAGUCCUAAAUUUUUAUAGCUUCCAUUCACUGUUUGAAUUUUUUAAGUAAAAUAAGAGAGCUUUAUCUGUUUAGCUUACAUUAUGUGCAUAGAGUUCUCUCGUCUCGGGCACGUGUUCCUUAAAAUAAUAGGGAGCUUUAUCAUCGACGACGGCGACAGCAGCUAAAACGUCACUUUUAAAAUGAAUUUGUGUGUUUUCAAACUUUGUUGUGUUUAUUACAGUUCGUUAAAAAUGUUAAAUGUAGGCGAAUCGUCCGGAACUUGAUUUCUUGGGGGCCACACUCAAGUUUAGAAAGAGAAAGAAAAAUUCGUCGUCGCUUAUUUACGCCCCGCAUAAAACCUGAAAUAAGGCAUUUUCACGUCGUAGUCGAAAGAAGCUUGAUGCACGUGCAAAGAUGUUGUUUGGCCUAAUAAAGCUAUUGCGUUCUUUGCCGUUACCGUUGCCCUCGCCGUCGUCGUUGCUAAAGCUCCCUAUUCGUGAAGGUUUUUUAAAAGUAGCGAGCUUUAGUAGGAGAAAACAGCCGACAUUUCGCAAAGCCAUCACUGGCUGGUUUCUCUGCGUACUAACGCCAAAAGAACGAGCGUAUGAAUUCUAUUCUCAUGGGGUGUUGCUCCCCAGUGUAUCUGAUGGUCGUGCUGCAAGGAAAAUUUGCUUCAACCAAUAAGAAGCACUACCUAGAUCUGCGUGGUCACACGUCAUAAGUAUCGAAUUUCUACGCUCGUUCCUCAGACGUCAUGAUCAUGACUUCGGGGAGAAACCAGUGAUGGCGUCGAGAAAUGUCGGCUAUUUUCUCAGGCUAGGUAAACCGAGGCAUUGCUAUAAAUAGUGCUAACUUUUUCGCUCUAUGCAGACACCUACCGAAACGCCUAAACUAGUUUGUGGAGAUUGACAAAAAGACAGUGGGAAAAAAGACUUGUAAGAUUACAUGAGAAUCACGACAUUUUAAUAUAAAGGGUUUCGUCAAUCGUUUGUUUUAGGGUGUCACAGAUAUUGAGCGCGACGUUUCGACCGCGUACUGCAGGUCGUCAUCGGGAGAUAGUGUCGAUUUAUAUAUUACUUAGUAGAACUAUUUGUACCACCAUUCUUGUUAGUGAUUGGUGCAUCACAAACCUGGCUCAUGGUAGGUGGGUUCCUAUCCAAAGCAUUGUUGGCAUUAUUAGAGGAGGAACCUGUUCCCUCAGUGGUCCGUUGUGGUAACGAUCGACUGCUAUGCUGUCUGAUCGUGGGCAUCCGCGCUUCAGGAAUCUCAAUUCCAUUGUCCUUGUUGAUGUUGUUAGAGUGAAGUCUUAUGUGAGUAGCCUGUUUGACUGUACGAGAGUACCAGUGAGGGUCUCGGUCAAUAAACUUAACCUCGUCCCAGGGCGGAUAAUGUCCGGUCUUAUUAUACACCAAUUUUUAUCAACCAGGGUAAUACAAAUAGUUCCACUCAGUAAAUCGACACUAUCGCCUGAUGAAGACCUGCUGUACGCGGUCGAAACUCUGCAAUCAACAUCUUUCUGACAAUCGUGAGACAAACGAUUAACGAAACCCUUUAUACACAUUAUCCUCGAUGAAAAAUAUCUUUCAUGAAAUAACAUAUUCAUAUUCAUAGAACUGCAAUAACGUUAAGUUUCUUUUCCAUGUAUAUAUAUAAUAUAAACCGAGAAACAGAAGAUGGCAGCCAGCACUCGAAUGCUCCGGCUCCCUUCGUGACAUACAAAUUAGGAAAAUUUCUCAGGCACUCGAGAAAAAAGCUUGUCACACAAAAUUUGCUGAAAGGGGGCGGGAUGCGUCUGUAUGUCUCCUUCUUCUUCAGUUUCUAUGUGUAUAUAGCUUAGCAUAAUUUUGAUCUAUGUGACAAAGAAUAUGAGUUUAUUUUUCUUGGAAUAUUCUAAAAUGAAAAAUAAAUGGUCCAUUUUAUAAAAACAACUUCUUGGUUAUUCAUCGAUAUCAUCAUCAUAAAUAUUUUUAUUAUUCAUUGACGAUAUUUUGCUAUUUCUGAUUGGUUCCAAUCCCGGCUUAUUCCUCAUAACGAGCCAGCGCUUAACAUACUUGGAAGACAACGACAAUAUUCCAGUGAUACGAUGGGUUAUCAGAGGUUAUAUUGACCCCAUAUAAAAUAUCAACCUCGUUUCCAGGCAGCGGCGCGGCAGCCUAGCUGUUUAUGCAUGAGUAAGCUUUAAAAAAAUAGCCAAGAGUUUACGAUUAUCCCCUAAACGAAUUCGACGAAUUUCUGAGUAAAUUUGAACAGACGACACUGAAGAAAAUGCCAAAAAUAUGUCUCAAUGGAUGUCAUCUACUUGUUGAGGAAUACAUCUGCAACACAAAAUCCCGCGACCCUGUCGAGAAUUCGAAACGGGCGAAUUUUUUUAAUAAAGUCUAUGAGGAGGCAAUUGUUAAGAACUUUUUUUUAAAAAAAUUAAAUUAAUAAUAGAAAAACAAUUGAGUUUGGCUUUCGUAUGAUGUGAAGAAUUAUGCAGAUAACCGAGGCUGUAGGCCGAAGGAGAAAAUCCUCCUCAAGCUAAAUAAUUCUUCAGAACAUACUCAGCCCAAUUUAAUAAUUGUUUAUUACUUCAUGAAGCUGGUGAAAAUUAAAGACAACUUGGAAGCUGGUGUCGACUCUGACCUGCUACAGCAAUACACACAUGCAUCAGAGGCACCCAACGACUGUUUUCUGUGAAAUAUAGUAAAUAUCUGUUCGGAGAAGCAAACAUAGCCUAGAAUUUUCUAUUACUUGAGGACGGCUAAAAAUUUCUAGAUGACCGUACCACUCAUGCACAAUUUUCGAAGCUUGUCUAAUAAAUUCCCUACGAUUUUCUACGAAUAUUCAUCGACACUUGCUGGAAAGAGCACCUUAACAUUAGUACAUUAGUGGGGUUUCUCGCCAGAGUGCGGACUGAUCGGGCUCAAAUUUCAUUUCAUUUAGCCUCUGGCUAAAUUAAUUCUUAUUAGGUUUUCCUUACGGUCAUUUGAAAUAGUGAGGACAAAACCCUGUUUUUAGCGAGAACAGGAGAAAUGCGUGUCUUAAAAGGCGUGGAAAAACUUGUGGAAUGUCAAAAAAACAGCAGGUUUAUGGUCCCAGAACAAAACACUGAGUCAUAUACGAAUCCCUCCCCUUAAAUUCAUUCCUAGCAAAUUACCUUAUCAAUAUCCGUCAUUUCACUUCUUCAGGAAAGUUGUCAUCUCGACGACCAUUGUGUUUUAUGGCAGUAAAAAUGGUUUAAAAAUUAUACCAAGUUUUAAGUAUUGGAUUUCUGCCUGGUACUUUUACAAAUGAAGGUACGUUUCUCAGUGAUGUAUUUACUUUUCACUUAAAGCAUUUUUCACUCUAACAGCAAUCCUAAUAUUCAUAUCAACAGACACUCUCCGCUUUUGCCAUUAAAUUUCGCUAAUUGUGGGCCCUUCUUUUAAACCGCACGACAUCGCUGUCAGUGAAAACUGGAUAUUUAAAGUGUGUUUCUGUGAUUUAUAGGGGGCUUAUAAGUUUGUUACGUCGUUUUAUUUCAAAACGAAGGAUUUCACUGUACUGGCUUAUCUCUGGCCAGCGAGAUCACUCAAUCUUGGACGGUAAUGUCUCAGUCACAGCUAAUUUGGAUGAAAAAGAUCCCUGAUAUUGAUAAUGACGAACUUACUAUGAUACAUAGUUUUCUUUCAUUCAGUUAAUAACGUUUGACAAAAAGUAACAAUUUAAUACUAACCUCAAAAAUACAAUUACACUACUAACUUGCUGAAGAAGAGGUACCCUGCAAGCAGAGACUACAUUUUCGCUGUGUGAGCUGUCGUGCGAAAAGUAGCCUCUGCCGACAACCGUGCAAAUCCGUCCAGAAAUCUGAACGAAUAAAUUUAAAACACGGGUUUUUUCCUGUUCUUGACAGGUUUAGAGCAUUGCGAGAGUCUUGCGUGAGUCUUGCGCAGCUGAUCAGAGUUCUCACAAUUUUUUAUUCCCGCGAAACUUGCGCCAUUUAACUACAGACUUAAAAAUUAAUUUUGGCUUGCGAAUCGCGUGACGAAUUUCGCGCAUGCACGAUAGAAAAUUGAACGGUUGUCGGCAGAGGCUACUUUUCCCACGCCAGCUCACACAGCGAAACUGCAGCCUCUACUCGCAGGGUGAAGAAAAGUAAUAAAUCCCCACAUGAAAGUGACUACCGACCUUGUCUUAGGCCCUGUUUAUAUGGAGAAAAGUUGUCCCCGGGAGAAGGGUCACCCACCUAGCCACGUCAUCCUUUUGUGAUGGUAGGGUCACCCUCCUAGCCGGGCCAGCGUUUCUUCACAUAAACAUUUUAGCUCGCCCAGCCUAGUCAAAACGGUCAAGGCGAGACUAUCAGAGCAUGCGAGGGCGCUAUUGGUAACUCGGCUGGGAGGUUGACCCUUCUAUCUCUAUUUGACGGGGCCUUAGGGAAUGAUACAGUACACCUAUUGACGUUGAGAAGUACGGUUUAAAUAGGCCAUUUCCGAGUUCCCCCGGGCCUCUGUAUCAAAACGAGGUUAAGUGCUUAGCCUUUGAUAUGGAAAUGAUUUUUCACUCUCAUAGAAAUAAAACAUAUUUUCACAAGAAAGGUUGUGCAAUUGGCCACAUUUUGAAAGUGAGGGUUUUUAGAACCACGAAGUGACCUAUUGAGAAUCAAUAGAGGAAACAACGGUUUUUUAGUGUCCUAGCAUUCAUUGACUUAACAGACACUCUGUUAAAUUAUUCUUCCAAAAUAAAUAUCACAUGCAAUAUCUAAUGUACGCAUCGUCAUUCUUUAGGACGAAAGGAUAUAGUCGGUAAUAAAGGGACACCUUAUUUGUGCUAACAUGAUGAUCAGUACGUUGAUGAUGCUGACUCUUGCCUCCUUCUGUCUUGGUAAGUUGUUUCCAGUCUCCUAACUUCACAAUACUGAGGUGUGCAGCGAUUUCUACUAAGCAAGCGCCAAUCAACAGUUUCGUCUUUCAUACAUGAUAUUAUCUCUUGAAUAAAACUUUCUUUGCCAUUUUUUAAUCCCAUGAGAUAAAAAGAGACAAAACUACGGAAGAAUAUUUCGACCAAAUUGACCACCAUGAAGCUAACAGGUAGAAUAGAAUUGCUGGUUUUCAGUGUCACGCCAUUCAAAAUAUAUCAAAAUAAAAAUCAAAACCGUUCAAUUGAUAAAGUCCAGAAACUGGGAAAUGAAAGGAGGUACAUAUACAAAGACCCUCGCCAAGAUUCAGGUCAGAGGAAUACUUCGUAUACGAGAUAUCCGAAGAAAAGUUUACUCAAACUUAUAAAGAUUUGUAUGGAGACGCCAUGCUGGUGCUCACCUGAAUGAGCUCCAACAUGGCGGACGGAACCCAACAGAAACAUCUGUUACCGAGUUUUGCUACAAAAGCGUGAAUUUAUUCCUCGAGAAACUCGAGAAACGUUAAAGUAAUACUUUUUCGAAAUAAGUCAUUUUUUUUAACCUACAUAACAGCUCUCUUGACCGUCAUGUAAAUGCCGCGUAACGCAAAAGCUUAGAACUUCAAGCGUACUCUAUCACAAAACCAAGAACCCUUUGAAUUUUAUUGACGUCAAGUGAAAACUAAACCAACCAAAUUUGGCAUAUCGCAGUAUCAAGCAUCAAGACAAAUUUCACUAACAUCUUUGAUUUUUUUUUCCAUUAGCUGCGGAAGAGCAAGGAAACCAACGUAAAAAUAUCAAAUUGUUGUUCGUUCCGGCAGACGUCAUGGUAUCACUUCGUAAUAACCUAACGGCCAAGGAUCUACUCGGGGGACUAAACAUAGGAUCAACAAGCCAGGCCACACAGCGUUGGACACCAGUCCGUCUCCCGGGCGAUAAAACACGCACGUUUGAAAUUCGUCUUAACCCCAGCACAGCGCAUAAACUUAACUUAAGCUUUCGACAUUUCAGAAUCGGACGAGGCCAUGGUCUACUAUUGGAACUGAAAAACGUUUCCCUUUCAACACUACAAAAAAACGUGUUGGAUAAACUGGUUGAGUUUUAUAAGAACUGUGGUAGUAGAAGAAGAGCGCAUAAUAGCAUGAUGCAUAGAUUAAGGCGUCCAGUACUUCCUUUUAUGCCGCAUUCACUUGUGGUGCCUGGAGAUGUCCCGCUUUUGAGACGUAUUCAAAACGCUCUCGAACGUUUUUUCCCCAGGCGCCAUGACGGAUCGGUGGAAGUUGUUCAACACAAGGAUUCGAACGGAGCUGUUCAUUUUCUACCCUUUGACGAGGUGCGCCGUGAAGUAGAUAACCUCCUCAAACGAACAAUUGCAAACAAAGACUGCAUAAAGAUUAGCACAGACGCCUUAACUCGUGCUCUACAGGCUUUUAGAAGUCAAAAUAAUAACAAUACUAAUGAGAUCUCGGCAACCAGUGCCCUGAACAAUAAAAGCACUGGUAAAGGAGACAGGGGUAAUGUGGCUGGAGAUUCUCAGGACGCAAACAAUGAAGACGAAGAAGAUGGCAACAUUCUUUCUUUUGCUCGCAAUCUAGCUUCUCUAGACUCAGACAGACGAAACAAAGUAAACUUUACUUCUGGUGUAAACGUUCCUAAUGAUGCUGUACCAAGUAGCAUGGCGUCUGUCCUUGCAAAGCUGAGAAGAGCAAUUCGUCUGUUCUUAGCUAGCUAUAAAGGGAAUCAGAGCCUUCCCAGUAGUGAUAAAGAUCAUGGCAACCCGGUUAGUGUUGGAGGUCAAAAUAAGACAAAGACGCGUGUGAGCAACAUACUGAAGGCUAUCAGCAGCGAUGAAAGUGAAAAAAAGAAGGAAAACCGAAACAAUCAACAGCUGGGCUUUGAUUUAAGUGAAGCAACCAACAGAAUAAAAGUUAUGAGUAGUGAUAAAACCGAUAAUAAAAACAAUAAAAGCAGCUCUAUCCAUGACAACAGCAGGCAGCAUGCACAACCAGUGAAAAUUAAGACCGAUGAUAUGAGUGCAGGAAAAGCAGAUACAGGCACAAGUUUAAUGGAAGUCAAAAAGGAUGUCUCGAAGGUUGCCCAAAACUCCACUUCUUCAGCUCAUGAAUUUGAGGCUCAUGACUACAGCAGUUUAAAACUCAGUAACGCGAAUAUUGAAGGCCUUCUUCGACUCAUCCAAGCUUUAAAGAAAGCAAAGAGCCUCAGAAAAAAUAAACCCGCGAAUGUUUUUAUGGGGAAUUCCAAGGGAACGGAAACAAUUAAUAAAAUGGAAUCAAGUAAAGUUGGAAGAUAUAAAAGGCCUCAUAAAUAUAAGCAUCGGAAUAAAGCUCGUGUUAAGGACAUGUAUAACAUAAAGCAACAAUCAAUUGUUUUUCACUUCAAACCAAAGUCAAUGAGACAUAAAAUGCAUACCAGAUUUAAAGACGGUCACGAAGAUGACGAGGAUCAAGUUGACGAAGGCGGCAGUGAGAAGUACAUAGGCAAAGGGUCAUUUACAAAACCGCACCGUAAGCUAAACCGGAAGCCACAAAUCAAAGAAACGACGCUAGAAGACGAUGAAGAUUAUGAUGGCAAGGAAAACGACAUUCACAAACAAGUAGAUGAUUAUCCAACGGAGGAGAGAGAAACUUCUGAAGAAAACGACGAUAGGUUACUGAGAAAGCUGCGGCAUUUCAGAAAACAUGUUCACGCUAGCCGCAAAAGUCCAAAACUUCGUGUCGUGGUAUACGACGACGACGAAGACGAAAAGGAACCUCACAACGAUAUGUGGCAAAAUAGCGAGAGCGAGGAGUUCGCAGAGAAACUUCACCAAGAUGACAACGAGGCCAUAACGGAGUCCCCGGACAAAACAUCGGAUGGAUCAGACACGGCACUUUAUAGGGAAGAUCAGAAUAAUCGACAGUUGGAGCAGGGAGAGACUACAAGUGAGCAAACAAGUAAUUCUGCUUCUGAUGUUCAAUAUUUGGCAGACAGUAUUGGGACCGAUGAAAAUCAUCAGCUUGGGGAAAACCAAGAGACGGAAGUACCCAACUUGGAGCCUUACUUAAAGAAACAUUAUGGUAAGUGAUUAUCUUCUCCCAAACAAACAAAGUCUUUUUAUCAGAAUGGGGAAGAGCAAUUGCUAAAAACAUUGUUAAACAGUCCAUAUUGAUUUCAUAUGAUUUCAAUUGGCAUUUCUAUACUGACAGAUAGACUCAAUAAAAAUGACUCUGACUUACUCUUUUGUUGGUUAGAGUCUUCUGUUUGGUGAAUGCAAUUACACCGUUGAUGACUCUUGCAAACGUUAUGCCGAU
Messenger RNA from Porites evermanni, 34636 nucleotides. Lineage: Eukaryota; Metazoa; Cnidaria; Anthozoa; Scleractinia; Poritidae. The record is from the annotation of a GenBank genome assembly.